AUGGUAGAACCGGUCAGCCGCGGCGAUCUCGUCAGCGAUUUUGAUCCCGAUUAUCCGCCGCUCUGCUACGCCUGCGACGAUGCAAAACGGCAAGGUGGCAUUGUGCUAUGGUGCCACAACGGAAUCGGGAUGGAGGCACCGGUCGCAGCGGCACUGGGCAAGCUAGAUGCUUUUAACCUCUUCGACCCAUUCUGGGCGGAUCCAGAGUAUGACAUCUGGUAUCACUUGCUUAACUGCGGCAUUUCGCUGCCAGCAUCAACUGGAACCGAUUGGUUUAUCUGCUCAAACAAUCGCGUCUAUGUCCAAACAGACCAAGAAUUCACCUACGAGAACUGGUUGCGGGGGUUGCAGGGGGGAAAUACAUUCAUCACGAACGGACCAGCGUUAUUUCUCACCGUUGAUGGUACGAUGCCCGGUGGACGAAUUGACUCUCCGAAUGGUGUGCCCCGCAAGCUAUCAGGGGAAAUUUCGUGGCAUUCACACUAUCCGAUUAACCGCGUGGAGCUAGUCCACAACGGCAGCGUUGUGCAACGCAAGGAUUUCAAUGAAGCACCGGAACAGAAUGGUGAGUGGGGAUUCGAUCUCGAAAUCGAAGCAGAUGGAUGGAUUGCCGCACGCGCCUACGGUGAUGCGAGAGAUAGCUUUGCACAGGCGAUAUAUGCACAUACCAGCCCAGUGCAGAUCGGCACAGGACGAUCCCCCCGGCAUCGCACAGGAGUCCGCGGCGUUUUUUGUCCGCUCAAUUGA
This is a messenger RNA of Geodia barretti, 747 nucleotides long. Lineage: Eukaryota; Metazoa; Porifera; Demospongiae; Tetractinellida; Geodiidae. The record is from the annotation of a GenBank genome assembly.